GAAUCAGCGGCGGCGGCGGCGGCGGCGGCGGCGGCUGAGGAAGGAGCGCGGUAGCCCAGGAGCGGCCCCGGGGACCCCGCGCUGCUGACGGCAGUGGCCAAGACUUGGCAGCGGGCACCGGUCUCGGAGGUGCCCGCCCCAGCACCGCCCCCCAGGCCUGCUCCCGCCCCUCCUCCCUCCUCCCGCCUUUCUACUCCCGCCUCCCUCUUCGCUCGCGGGCCCGGCCCGGCAUGGUGCGGCGUCGCCGCCGAUGGCGCUGAGGCGGAGCAUGGGGCGGCCGGGGCUCCCGCCGCUGCCGCCACCGCCGCCGCCGCCGCCGCUACUGCUGCUGGCGAGUCUCGCAGCUUUGCUUCUCCUGGAGCCCAACGCCGCAGGCCUGAAGCUCAUGGGAGCCCCGGUGAAGCUGACAGUGUCACAGGGGCAGCCAGUGAAACUCAACUGUAGUGUGGAGGGGAUGGAAGACCCUGAGAUACAGUGGGUGAAGGAUGGAGCUGUGGUCCAGAAUGUGGACCAGGUGUAUAUCCCAGUCAGCGAGCAGCACUGGAUCGGCUUCCUCAGCCUGAAGUCAGUGGAGCGCUCUGAUGCAGGCCGGUACUGGUGCCAGGUGGAGAAUGGGGAAGAAAUUCAGACCUCCCAGCCGGUGUGGCUCACGGUAGAAGGUAUACCAUUUUUUACUGUGGAGCCAAAAGAUUUGGCUGUGCUACCCAACGUCCCUUUCCAACUGUCUUGUGAAGCCGUGGGUCCCCCUGAACCUGUUACCAUUGUCUGGUGGAGAGGGGGCACAAAGAUUGGAGGACCCGCUCCCUCUCCCUCCAUUUUGAAUGUUACAGGGGUGACCCAGAGCACUGUGUUCUCCUGUGAAGCUCACAAUGUAAAGGGCCUGGCCUCCUCCCGCCCAGCCACAGUCCGCCUUCAAGUAUUGCCUGCAGCCCCUUCCAACAUCACAGUGACGAAGCUCUCCAGCAACAACGCUAGUGUAGCCUGGACUCCAGGUGCUGAUGGCCGAGCCCUACUCAAAUCCUGUACAGUCCAGGUGACUCAAGCCCCAGGAGGCUGGGAAGUCCUGGCUGUUGUGGUGCCGGUGCCACCCUUUACCUGCCUGCUCCGUGAUCUGGCUCCUGCCACCAACUACAGCCUCAGGGUGCGCUGUGCCAAUGCCUUGGGGCCUUCUCCUUAUGCUGACUGGGUGCCUUUUCGGACAGAGGGUAUAGCCCCAGCCAGCGCUCCCCAAAACCUCCAUGCCUUCCGCACAGACUCAGGCCUCAUCCUGGAGUGGGAAGAAGUGAUCCCUGAGAGCCCUAUGGAAGGCCCCCUGGGGCCCUAUAAACUAUCCUGGGUUCAAGACAAUGAAACCCAGAGUGAGCUGACAGUGGAGGGGACCAGGAUCAACUUGACAGGCUGGGAUCCCCAGAAGGACCUGACAGUGCGUGUGUGUGUCUCCAAUGAUGUUGGCUGUGGGCCCUGGAGUCAGCCUCUGAUAGUCUCUUCUCAUGACCAUGCAGGCCGGCAGGGCCCUCCCCACAGCCGGACAUCCUGGGUGCCUGUGGUCCUGGGUGUGCUGACUGCCCUGGUGACAGCUGCUGCCCUGGCCCUCAUCCUACUUCGAAAGAGACGGAAGGAGACACGGUUUGGGCAAGCCUUUGACAGUGUCAUGGCCCGGGGGGAGCCAGCUGUUCACUUCCGGGCAGCCCGAUCCUUCAAUCGGGAAAGGCCUGAGCGCAUUGAGGCCACAUUGGACAGUUUGGGAAUCAGUGAUGAACUUAAGGACAAACUGGAAGAUGUGCUCAUCCCAGAACAACAGUUCACCCUGGGCCGGAUGUUAGGCAAAGGAGAGUUUGGUUCAGUGCGUGAGGCCCAGCUAAAGCAGGAGGAUGGCUCUUUUGUGAAAGUGGCAGUGAAAAUGCUAAAAGCUGACAUCAUUGCCUCAAGCGACAUUGAAGAGUUUCUCAGGGAAGCGGCUUGCAUGAAGGAAUUUGACCACCCACACGUGGCCAAGCUUGUUGGAGUGAGCCUCAGGAGCAGGGCCAAGGGCCGUCUCCCCAUCCCCAUGGUCAUCCUGCCCUUCAUGAAGCAUGGAGACUUGCACGCCUUUUUGCUUGCCUCCCGGAUUGGGGAGAACCCCUUUAACCUGCCCCUGCAGACCCUGGUCCGGUUCAUGGUGGACAUUGCCUGCGGCAUGGAAUACCUGAGCUCCCGGAACUUCAUCCAUCGAGACCUAGCUGCUCGAAAUUGCAUGCUGGCAGAGGACAUGACAGUGUGUGUGGCCGACUUUGGACUCUCCCGAAAAAUCUAUAGUGGGGACUACUAUCGUCAAGGCUGUGCCUCCAAAUUGCCUGUCAAGUGGCUAGCCCUGGAGAGUCUGGCUGACAACCUGUAUACUGUGCACAGUGACGUGUGGGCCUUCGGGGUGACCAUGUGGGAGAUCAUGACUCGUGGGCAGACGCCAUAUGCUGGCAUCGAGAAUGCUGAGAUUUACAACUACCUCAUUGGCGGGAAUCGCCUGAAACAGCCCCCGGAGUGUAUGGAGGACGUGUAUGAGCUUAUGUACCAGUGCUGGAGUGCAGACCCCAAGCAGCGCCCAAGCUUCACGUGCCUGCGAAUGGAGCUGGAGCACAUCCUGGGCCAUCUGUCCGUGCUGUCCAGCAGCCAGGACCCCUUGUACAUCAACAUUGAGAAAGCCGAGGAGCCUGCUGAGGGAGGCAGCCUGGGCCUGCCUGGCAGGAAUCAGGCCAGCGAUGGGGCUGGGGAUGGCAGUGGCUUGGGAGCAGUGGGGGGCACCUCCAAUGACUAUCGGUACAUCCUUAGCCCCGGCGGGCUGAACGAGCAGCCUGGGCAGGAGGAGCAGCAGCCACCAGAGAGCCCCCUUAAUGAGGGCCAGAGGCUGCUGCUUCUGCAGCAAGGGCUACUACCCCACAGUAGCUGUUAGCCCACACGCCGAGGGCAGCUGGGGCCAUCCGCUGGCUCUGCUGGCAGACUAAGCCCCUUCUGACCCCAGCCCGGUAUCAAGGUGUGGAGGCUCCUGUGGUAGUCCUCCCAAGCUGUGCCGGGAAGCCUGACUGACCAAAUCACCCAAUCCCAGUUCUUCCUGCAGCCACUCUGGCCAGCCUGGCGGCAGUUCAGACCCUGGCUGGGUGGAGGUAGGCCAGGCCUGGUUGUCAGAACCCAGGCAGCUGACAGGAGGGGGUGGUGGUUAUGUUUCCAUGGUUACCAUGGGUGUGGAUGGGAGUGGGGGGAGGGAAGGUCCAGCCCUGUGGGCCCCUACCCUCCCAGCUGGGUUGCCCCUGCUGCUUUAGUGCAUGCAUUGAGCCACCUCCAGCCUGGAGUCCCAGCUGAGUCCAUGCCUGGGUUUAAAUGCCCAAGUUUGCCCUUCUGAGUCACACAGAAAAGCCCUUGUAUUAUCCUCCUUUAGGUGAGAGUUGAUAAGGGGUUGGUA
Messenger RNA from Orycteropus afer afer, 3433 nucleotides. RefSeq names its product TYRO3 protein tyrosine kinase (gene TYRO3). Lineage: Eukaryota; Metazoa; Chordata; Mammalia; Tubulidentata; Orycteropodidae. Gene Ontology annotation, biological process: nervous system development; cell surface receptor protein tyrosine kinase signaling pathway; platelet aggregation. The record is from RefSeq and is a predicted model, not a curated record. Gene Ontology annotation, molecular function: protein binding; ATP binding; transmembrane receptor protein tyrosine kinase activity. Gene Ontology annotation, cellular component: signaling receptor complex.